UAAUAGACGUCAAGUUUUGACGUUUGGCGACAAACAAAACCCUCCUCCUCAACUUCCAGGAAGUAAUUAGUGAUUAAGUUACAAUAGUUUGUGGUAUUUUCGCAUAACAAUACUCGAUGAUGAAUUAAAUAUAGUUGAAAGCAAAGUGAAGAACUCGAGAUUAUUACGAGACGUGAUUCAGUGCUACAAGAUUUCUCAUUAUUGUGACUGUUUUCAACUUACUUGUAAAGAUGCCACCACACAGGCCAUCCAGGCCUAACUACAGUAAUUUCACCUAUGUCAGCUCCUGCUUCAAGUAUCUCAUAUUCAUUUUAAACUUUGCUUUUUGGCUUGUCGGAGGUCUUCUGAUUGGCAUAGGCCUUUACGCUUUCAUUGAUAAAUGGCAACUGACUGGCUCUGUGAAACUGGACACAGUAUACGAUGUGAUUUUGAAUAUAUCUUUGGUUAUGAUAAUAUUGGGUGGGGUUAUUUUCAUGGUCAGUUUUGCUGGGUGUGUAGGAGCCCUUAGAGAGAACACCUGCCUUCUGAAAUUGUAUUCUCUGUGUUUGCUGAUAUUUUUCUUAUUGGAAAUGAUUGUGGCAAUAUUAGGAUUUGUGUUUCCACAAUCCAUGCAAUCGAUGCUAGAAGAGAAUUUCACAGAUAAAAUUAUACAUACUUAUCGGGAUGAUCCAGAUCUGCAAAAUUUCAUAGAUUUUGCGCAACAGGAGUUUCGCUGCUGCGGUUUGAGUUCAGAGGGAUACAUUGAUUGGUCCAAAAAUGAAUAUUUUAACUGCACCUCGCCCAGUGUCGAGCGAUGCGGUGUACCAUUUUCGUGUUGCAUAAAUGCUACAGACAUCAGUUCCGGUUUAGUCAAUAUUAUGUGUGGAUAUGGAGUGCAGACUCUAUCGGUGGCUGAGGCUAGCAAGAAAGUGUGGACUUCUGGUUGCAUCGAGAUUGUGAGAUCCUGGGCGGAGAGGAACCUCUACACGAUAGCCAUCAUCGCCCUCAGCACUGCAUUAUCCCAGCUCUUCGUCAUUUACCUUGCGAAGACUUUGGAAGGCCAGAUAGACCUGCAGAAGUCGCGCUGGUUCUCGAGGGCACACACGAACGAGCGUACAUAGGUGUCGUAAUCUCUUCUUUCCCCCACACACA
Messenger RNA from Nicrophorus vespilloides, 1131 nucleotides. Its product is annotated as tetraspanin-33. Bases 231 to 1100 code for a protein of 289 amino acids. Gene Ontology annotation, cellular component: membrane. Gene Ontology annotation, biological process: protein localization to plasma membrane; protein maturation. Lineage: Eukaryota; Metazoa; Arthropoda; Insecta; Coleoptera; Silphidae. The transcript is spliced from 6 exons. The record is from RefSeq and is a predicted model, not a curated record.